Molecule: messenger RNA, 2323 nt
Organism: Oryzias melastigma (Indian medaka)
Lineage: Eukaryota; Metazoa; Chordata; Actinopteri; Beloniformes; Adrianichthyidae
Gene: mier2
Product: mesoderm induction early response 1, family member 2
Exons: 12
Coding region: 241-1626 (461 amino acids)
Biological process (GO): negative regulation of transcription by RNA polymerase II
Cellular component (GO): nucleoplasm
Molecular function (GO): transcription corepressor activity; histone deacetylase binding
Source: RefSeq, a predicted model, not a curated record
UCCUCCAGUAAAAGUCGGUGUAACGCUGGAGGGACGAUAAACGGAGCUGUGCAGCAGAGCAGACCGACAACAUCCGGGCAAUAGGAAGCCUGCGCAGAGACGGAAUGGCGGAGGUGAGGAGGAAGCACCUGAGGAGCGCAGGAGCUGUGGCCUUGUGGAGACUGCAGCCAUGAAGGCCGUCAGCAGGAGAAGCAGGAGUCUUUCCAGGCCGUAGAGGACUUGGAGGAGAGCCAUCGACCCAUGAAGAUGGCAGCACAAUCCCACCCUGCCGGUGAGCUUCCUCUGGAGGAGCUGCUGGCGUUGUACGGUUACACCGUCUCAGACCCGGAGAAGGACACGUGUCUGAUGACGGCCAGGAUGCCCGAUCUGACGCGUGAGAAGAACAAGAGGGCUGCUGAGGUCUUCUGUGGGGAGGAGGACGAUCCAGCCGCUUACGACUGCAGCUCUUCAAACGCCUCAGAGCUGCUUCGCUGCCUCCAAGGCAGAGACAAAGUCGCAUCCAUCAACUCAUCAGAUGAGGACUCUGACGACGCUUCUGUUCCUUCCAACGAAGAGCACAAGGAGAUCAUGGUGGGCUCCAUGUAUCAAGCGAAAAUCCCUCCGCUGACCCCUCACCUUAACCAUGAGAAAGCGUACAGCGGUGAAGACCAGCUGCUCUGGACUCCGGAUUCUCUUCCCGCUCAGGACGUGGAGGAUUUCUUGCUGAAUGCACAAAGGCUUUGUGGCCAACAGGGGGCAGUGUGGACACAGGAAGCCACCAUCAAAGAUAAUGAACAGGCACUGUAUGAACUAGUAAAAUGCAAUUUUAAUGCAGAAGAGGCACUGAGACGAUUACGCUUCAACGUGAAAGUUUUCACAGAGGAGCUGUGUUCCUGGAGCGAAGAGGAAUGUAGAAACUUUGAGCAGGGUUACCGAGUUUACGGGAAGAACUUCCACCUUAUUCAAGCCAAUAAGGUACGAACUCGCUCCGUGGGCGAGUGUGUGGAGUAUUACUACAUGUGGAAGAAGUCUGAGCGGCACAUGUACUUCACCCAGCAGACCACCAGGCUGAGCCGGAAGAAGUUCAGUCUGCAGUCGGGGGGGACUGAGGACGGAGAUCCGGACGGGGAAGCUGGAGAUCUUGAUGGGAGCACCAACUCUUCGGGGUCGUUGACCCACGGUUCUGGUCAGCUGGAGACGCCGUUACCGCCACACUCCAACACGGACCUACACAAGCAGGACGGCGAGCUGCUGAUGAGCCUGUCGGAGCUCUGCGGCGGCGACUGUCCUCAGCUGUUCGACUGUCCCUUCUCGGGGUUCUCGGCCGACCCGAGGGAGCCCGGCCCGGACGGCCGCUGCGCCCCGGCUCCGGUCCAGACUCCGAACCCUCCGUGGACCCGUGGGACCUCCCCCUCCCCCCACGAGGACCACAGCCUGCAGAACUUCUACCAGCUGCACCUGCAGCGGGGGGCUUUCGCGCCCCAGGGGCUGGACUACGGUGACGGCGCCCCCCACAGGCUGCAGGUGGGAUUCAACCUGCCGGCCGCCCCGCCGUCCUCGCCGGCUGGUUUCUCCUCACACUUCCAGACUUUUGGGAGUGUCCUGUACCCUCUGCCUGUCCCGGAUUCACAGCCCCUCCUGCAGUGAGGAGGAUCUGAGAGGAGGACGGGAUCUGGUCAUCACUCGAGGAGAAAAGAGUUUUUUAACAGAAACUUUCAGACUUCAAAUGAUUUUUCAUCGAUUACAGAAGUAUAAAAUCACGGCUGCAUCCCGCCGCUCUGUUUUUGGAUCAGGAGAAUUUCAGACUCUAAAACCAAAUAUGAGUUUUGUCUGAUUUUAAGUUUCACUGCUGACGUUUCACUGAAAACGUAAAAUGAAUUUUUCAAAUGAAGAUGUGAACGUCGGCUCUUCUUUGAGGGUUUUUCUCUGAACCUCAAACUCGUUUGAGCCACAAAAGAGCAAAAAAGCGAAAUCGAAUUAAAGUAAAACGGCGAUUUAGAAAAAUCUGUUUUUGUUUUCCGACAUUCUUUACUUCUCCAUCUUUCCGUGGAGCUCCGCCGUCCGUCCUCUCCGUCCUCUCCGCGGGAAUUCUGCUUCUGCUCUGGAUUCUGGGAAACAUCGGGAAUGUUCCCGUCGUCGUUCUGUCAGGAUUCAAGCUGCAGAUCCACAAAAUGUCCCAUUCUGUGACUUUAGUCUAUUUAUUUACAUCCACCGACCUCCAGCUCAAACAUUUGUUGGAUUUUAUGCUCAUUGAUUCCGUAUUGUUUGUAUUUGUAAAUCAAACUCGAUUUUUAUGAAGUGAAGAAAGACUUUCCCCCAAAGAAACGACGUUCUUUCCCUCCAU